AUAUGGUGUGGUGAAAGUUUUCAAGAGAUUGAAAUAUCAGAUAUGGUGUGGUGAAAGUUUUCAAGAGAUUGAAAUAUCAGAUAUGGUAACCCGUUUGUUAAAGACAUGGUAUAGAUUUAGUUGGAUUGACGAUCGUGGGCUCAAAAAAAUUGUGGUCUUCGAUCCAAUCAAAUCAAAAGAAGUGAUGAUCAAUGUAGAUCUACCAAAUAAGGAAAAUGAAAAUGGGUUGAUGAUUUUCUGUG
Messenger RNA from Racocetra persica, 242 nucleotides. NCBI's taxonomy places the organism in Eukaryota, Fungi, Glomeromycota, Glomeromycetes, Diversisporales, Gigasporaceae. The record is from the annotation of a GenBank genome assembly.